AUGGUGCUUCCAGCAGUGAUCGCUGGUUUUGACGUCUCGCGCGUUUUCAUUGACGGAGGAAGCAGCUUAAAUCUGAUAUAUGCUAACACACUUAGAAAGAUGAACAUAUCAUUGGCAAAUCUUCGGCCAUCAGAUACGAGAUUUCACGGCGUCACACCAGAAAAGCCUAACUUUCCUCUGGGCAGAAUAUCUUUGGACAUGCAGUUCAGAACUCCAGAUAAUUUCAGGAAGGAAAAAAUAGAGUUCGAAGUAAUGGAUUGGCCCUCGCAAUAUCACGCAAUCUUCGGGCGCCCAGCUUACGCCAGGUUCAUGGCAGUCCCACAUUAUACGUACCUGCUGCUAAGGAUACCAGGACCAAGGGGACCAAUAACAGUGAAAGGAAGCUUCGUCUGGUCCGAUAUGUGCGACAGAGACUUCAACAGGAUUUCAGAAAGCUUCGGCAUGCAAGCAGAAUACGACGCAGCAAAGCUUACAACAAACCACGACGUUCUUCCAGAUGUGGGCCGAAGCUCGCAAAAUCAGCAAACUUUCGACACCUCCAAGAAUGCAAAGGAAGUUCAGAUCCACCCUACAGAUUCGAAAAAAUCCACCUUCGUGGCAUCCAACUUGGAUGUCGCAUAG
Molecule: messenger RNA, 621 nt
Organism: Lolium perenne
Lineage: Eukaryota; Viridiplantae; Streptophyta; Magnoliopsida; Poales; Poaceae
Source: RefSeq, a predicted model, not a curated record